UGCAGAAGCAAGACAGCCUUUCACAGUUCACCAGGUAAAAUGGACUUAACCUCAAUAUUUUUGGCCUUUCUUGCCUUGGAAAUAUUUGAAACUAACCACAAUCUUGUCCAGGUAAGAGCCCUUUAAAUAUUUAAUGUUUUAGUUUCUCUUUAUGCAGAAAUGCAUCUCAAAAAUUAGGAAAAGAAUUAAAAAUCUAGAGGAAUACGGAAACGCGGAUUAAAAAAAGGUCCUAAAAUUGGGCUAGGAGACGCCUUCACAGAAAAGGUGUAGGAGCCACUAUAAGGAAAAAGAAACUCAAGAUCACCACAAUCUUACUAGCCUCCAGUUACUGGACUGAAAGACGGAACUGAAUUACAAUGUGGGCUGUUUGUUGGAGGGUUAUUUAAAAACAACGUCCGAACCAAUAGGGCUUUUAUCAACGGAAAAAAUAAUUCGCGAUAAACGGGAUAUUACCACUACUUGGUAAUCGUUUGAGUCAUUUCAUAUCAUAGCAUGUACUGGACCUAACCAUAAUUUUAUUCAUUGAGCACCGCAUCAAAGUAAAGUACUGGGUGCACGGUAGCUUUCACUUCAAUGAUUUCAUGUUAAGAUUCAAUCGGCACCUAGCAAAUUAACAGUUUUCGAGAAUGAAUAAAAUCUUUGUUGACAUCGAAAAAAUAUAUCUAUUUUCGCAACUUUUGUUUUUAUGCAGCUGAUCAAAAACAAGAUUCCCUAAAUUUCGUAUCUACACUUCCCAUGGCACAGUGUGAUGAUCGAAUGGCAGCGUAACACGAUAGCCUCCCACGCGUGACGAAGCGGUAAGAGCGUCUGCGUGCGAGGCCAGAAACUCGAGUAACUAGGAAGCUUAAGCAUCGAAGACGGUAACAGCAGCGAAACCGUCACCGAAAAAGUCAUCGCUCUUAUUGCAACUCUUUUAAUUUCUCAAAUGUUGGCGAAUUUUUUAAGAGUUGAAUUCUAAAGGACUGUAUCUAAGUUCACAAAAAGAAAACAGGGAGCUAAAGCAACAACAACGGCGACGGAUUAAAAACGUCACUUAAAAAGAGAAUUCGCGCUGCUACAAACUUAGUCGCGUUUAUUCCAUCUUGUUCAAUUCGACAAUGAAUAAUGGCGAUAGUUUCAAGAGUUAAAUUCUAAAGGACUGUAUCUAAGUUCGUCCUCCAUAAAACGUAAAAUUUAGAAGUUUCAUGUGUUCCCAUCCUCGGCAAAAAAUGUACAAAAAGGAAGUUUCACUUCGUAGUCGUUUUCAUGUUUUGUCAAUCAGCCAUUCUCGUUGGCAAAGUCGUCGUUGUUUAAGCCCCUUUGUUUACAUUAAAAAGCAUUGAUGCAUACUAAUGAAUUGCAAAGGUGUUGCUUUGUCAAUCUAAACCUAUUUUUUUUAGCCAUUCUCGUUGCCGUCGCAGUCGUCGUUGCAUAAGCUCCCUUUGUUUGUCAUUAAUGUUUUGAAGGUAUUGAUAUGGGGGCAUACUAAUGAAUUCUAAUAAUUUAAUAAUCUGCUUACCUUUGAAAUGUUACAGGCAGACUACAGGUUCUCUGACGUACAAGCUACCUACAAAAUAUACAAGAAACGAUUGUACGGAGAUGUAAGUAUGACAAUAUCAGCAGAAAAAAAAACACAAAAAAAAAGACCUCCGACCCUCCCCCAACAUUCUUUUAAACCAAUUAUGACAGACCGUAACACUUCAUGUGGACUUCAUGUUCUUGAUCUAUUCCAUUUGCGUUUUCCAUUACUGGUCAUUUUAAAAAUCAGUAUAGCGCUCCGUUUGACUAAAUAAAAUAAGCCCCCCCCCAAAAAAGUGUAUGACAAAAAUAUACCCACAGUGGGCUUGAUAGAGGAAUUACGGUACACUGUCUUAUAUUUCAGGGUACCUACUACGGGAAUUACCCGGUAGGGAAAGGUCAGUGUACCCUUGACCCUUUGUCGCCGAUGGCUACCCAGGCGGGAUGGAUUCGUGUCGCUGCUGGGCCAGCAGUCUAUCGGCGAUCCCUGGGAUGUGGAAUGUGCCUAGAGAUUACUGGUACAGGUACUGGAAGCGGAAAUAAUCCCAUCGUAGGAAAACGAAAAGCUGUGAUAGUCGAUCAAUGUGCAGCUGGCUGUGGAAACAGUAAGUUCCUUUAUAAAGUAUACUACCUUCGUUAUUCUCCACGAUCCUUGUUCCAUAAUCAUAAUCUCUUUCUUAGGGGCCCUGCCUUUCAAAACAAGCAGGUGUGAAGGAAAGUUAAUUAGUUCCCAAUAGUCAAAGCGUUCAGAUUUUCAUACAUCAAGAUUUAAAAGUUUCUUAGUCACGUCUUAGAAAUAUAAUGAAGUAUCAUAAUCAUUAUUCGUUAAACACUUGAAAUGAUGAGCAAUGGAGAGUAGCGUGGUGGGGGCGUGGAAAAUUAUUGAUUGACCCACACGUAAGAAAGCUUACCUGGCAUCCACGUCUCCUUGGUUCGGAUCAGUAAAAGAAGGUUUUCUCCACCUGACCUGUUAAAUGUAUGUACCCUGGUUAAAAGCUGAAAAAAAAAAAAGAAAAAAAAAGACCUUUGCCAAGAUUUCGUCUUUAUUAAAAGACUUCAUCAGGGCAAAUUCGCAACAUAUUCAAAAACUUAUUGAUAAUUAACUAAAAAAAAAACAAAAGAAAUAAAUGUUUAAUAAGCGUCUUCUCAAUGUGACAACGUCAAAGAGUAUAUAUUCUCCGCAUCUUCCAGAUCUGGGCAGUACCUAAUUAAUCGAAUAAGAAAAAGAAUAAUAAAAAUGAGUAAAUGAUCACUGUGUUGUUUCCUUACCUCCCAAACAUUGCUCUUGAUUGUCCGGUUCAGCUCAGGUGUAUAAGUGGGUACAUUGUCAAUACGUUCACAAUUUCUUGGAAAUUAAACUUUGUUCGGAUUCCUCUAGGCCCAAAACCAACAAAUGCCUAAAGCAGUGGCAGGAAAGGACACCUCAACACGGCCUUUGGUCUUACAGGGGCUCAAAGGGUCUGUAAUACUGGUGCGCCCCAAAUAAGGGCAAAACAGCUGUCCAUGGCUGUCACUGCCCGGGUGAUAUGGCUAUGCGCAAGCGUAAGGUACUGGCCACGCCGCAAGUUGGAGUCUGGCUGUGUCAUCAGCUUUUACUUUGCUCUGGGAAAACUCUGGAAGGACAGUCAGUAGUAUCCUGUCAGUCAGGACAGUACAGUCGACUCUCUCUUAACGGACACCUCUGUAAAACGGACACAUCAAGUUGGUCGCUGCCUAUCUUUACUCCCUUUUUUGCCUCUCUAUAAGACGGACAUCUCUCUAAAACGGACAAAAUACGUCCGUCUUAGUGAUAAAAAGAGUUGACUAUACUAGCUUUAAAGGCUGCCGUCUGUCUUGGAUUUGCAACUUGUUCUGGCUCAUUUUACAACUUUCUCUGAUCAUUUUUAUGUUUGUUUAGUACGCUCUAUCGAUUCCUUUUUAGAUGGAAUGGACUUCUUUAUUCCCGGAGAUGGAAGGUGGAAAAUCAGUUACGUUGCUAUAGACUGUCCGACGAUCCCAGGAAGAAAGGGGAACGUUCAGCUUCGAUUCCAGGGAAGCAAUCCUUGGUACAUCAAGCUACAAGCCAGAAAUACCAAGUUAGUAUUUAGUGUCAUGGCAUACACAAACUGUAAUAUGUAAGUCUACAAUUGGCGACAAAAUAAAGACGCUGUCAUUUUUUAAAAAGUACCAUAGUAAUAAUAACAAUAAUACUAAUAAUAACUUUAUUGGAUAGCACAAUUACUGCAAAUUCCAGUAGUUUUCAUUGUGGUCCAGAUACAAAUAUAAAAUACUAAAAAGUACAAGAACACAAAAAUAAUAUUAAAAAAACUCAACCAUAAAAAACAGAGCACUUUCUUCCCACUCCUAGUCAACGUUGGGUAGUUGGUUUUUGCUGACAGGCCUCGUGUUGGUUUGUUUAUUCCUGCUCACCAGUUUUCAUGAGCAGCGGCUACGACAACAAAGAAAACGGGGAGAGGGAGGAGAGGUACCACUGAUAAUUGCCUUCGACUAAUUUGAUGGAGAAUGUAUAAGUCGUCAUACUCGUCGUUCUGGCCAGUGUCUCAACUAAUUUUGUCGCCGAUUGUAAAUAUAAGAGAAACAGGAGAAAGCAGAAUUACUAUAUUGGCGUUGUUUAGUCAAGUCAAGUUUUAGUCUUGAUGUGAGCUAAACUUGUAUGCAUGAUAUGAUACGUACAGCUAAGCUAAAUAACGAACACUCAUUCAUGACCCAGCGAUACUAUCAUAGUUAUCACCAUCAUCAUCAUCACUAUUAUCAUCAUCACCAAUGUCAUCACCUUCGUCGUCAUCAACACGAUAAAAACUCACAGCAAAAUAUUUGUGGAGUGGUGCAGUGUGCAUAAAGGAUAAAAUAAGAUAAACUAUAAAACUGCAGUGAUUCUCCUAAGAAGAACAUUUGAUAAUAAAUCAGGAAGAUAAUUACAUAUAGACGCGAUGAAUAAAUGGAUAAUGGUCGUUCGAAACAAAGGAAGGUAAUAGCUCUUAAAAUCAUUACAAUGUAUAGGGUGCGUAUGAGCUGACCUGGCGCUAAAAUCGAAUCCUCGACGUAUUUUCCCUUCUUUACACUACCAAAAAAGCCACAUGGUAAACAGUUCAGCUGAGUUAUGGUUGCACGCGGCAGGUUGCUCAGGACAAAUAAAAGAAGCCCAAGAGUUCCAAGAGGCGAUAGCCGAAUGCCAUUCUAACUUCUUGAAUGCGUAGCAUUAUCCACCAAAGUGCAACCAUAACUGGGUGAUCAGCCGCGGAUAUACUUUCCUUGGAAACCACUUCUUUCUUUGUAUUCCUUUUUUGUUUGUUGUUUCAUUGCCCGUUUUAUGGGAAGGUGACGUUAAAGAUGAUUGCGAGUAUUUUCAAGCGCGAUUUCAAUUGAUUCAACCUUGAUGAUAUGGCGAGUAUAUCACUAUUCUUCUGGGUGGCCUAUGAACGGCAUCCAAAUGAACGUCUCUUAUCUUAUAUAGAGUUCCAGCUGCCGGAAUAGAAGCCUUGGUGAACGGCAAGUACCGCUGCCUAUCUCGUGUUACUGACAACUUCUUCGUCGGCACGGGGCUCGGGAAAUUCUCUUUUCCACUGCGUGUUCGUCUAACCGCUAUAACCGGUGAACAGAUUGAGACGGUUAUACCUGAUAUCACAAAUAACUUUAGCUUUCCAAGCAACGUGCAGUUCAAGGGAAUUAACGACCAAGCAAGUGAGUAGCUAUAGACCAUUGAGAUAUUUAAAUAGACUUUACCCACGAUACCCGCCAUCUUAGAAUUGAUUAUAUAAAAGCAAGGUCAUCUCAAGGUAUUCCAGGGGGGCAAACAAGUGAGAAAAUCUGCCAAUACAAGAAAUUGCUGCCGAGUUUGUGACAUUGCUUCUAUCCCAUCAGUCAUUAAGCGCGUGCAAAGAUGGUGGGUACCGUGAAUAAGGUCUAUCGACCUUGUCGAUUACGAUUGUUUUCCAUAGUCUAUUUACCAAUUAUUCCAUGAGUACGCGUUGAAUAUGAGUUGGCUAUAAUCAUCUCACAUUCAAAAAGCGCGAGUGGAAUAAUUGUUUGCUUAAAAACGCCCACAAAAUACAUCGAGAAUUCUUCCCGACCUUAUUCGUAAAAACAACCGAUUUUCAGCUUGUUUUUAAUUUUGAGCAGACGCGUACAGUUACUUUAUUUGGAGAGCAUGGUAUAAUGGCUUAGAUAUCAUGGUCACCUUGGGGACAAAAGCAAGUGACCGUUUUAGGGCCUGUUUACAUUGAGGUGGGGGACCCCAAGUAGAUGAGGUAACCCUCUUAGGUGGUGGGGUAACCCGCCUGUCCAUAUAAUGUCUCAUUUUGAUUUGAUCACGUUUACAUGAUAGGUGGGGUGACCCCCACAAGUUACCUCACCUAUUGGGGGUCCCCCACCUCCAUGUAAACAGGCCCUAAGAGAGGUGGCCGUUGUAGAGAGGUUUAAACAAGAGUCAUUGUAUCGACUGUCCGCAGAAAAAAGUGGCCCUUGUAGAGAGAUUGUCAUUAGUAGAGGUUCGACUGUACAUAACAAAUGAAGUACCCAGUUGUAUCAACAGUUUACAUUCGACCGUCCAACGGUUAACUACAUGUAAAUUGACUGGGGAUCAGACUUCAGAGGGUAGACCAAGGUCCAACACUCAGUGAGUGUUAAUUCAAAUUAUUAUUCAUUCAAAAUAUUUUCUCGAUUCUGAUUGGCUAAAAGCACACGUUUAAUUCACCAUAAACAAUUACUGAUGACCAAAUUUGGAAGAAUUUUGUGUUUAACGAGGAAAUGACGUCAAAAAUGCAGCGUUUUCGCAGGUUAAGGCACCGUUAACCGAGAAGACCUGGGGACGAGGUUGAGUUGUUUUGGUUGUGAACUUGAAAAAUGGCGGACAUUUCACUCGUUUCAAGAGUACGAACUAGGCGAAACAAUAGCUAAAAACAUGGAAAGACCAGCAAGAAGACAACUUGAAGGGCGACAUAUGCUAUUUGGAGAAUAUUUGCGGAGUUGGACAAACCGAAACGUGCACUAUCGAAGAUGGACUUGACAUCGAUGGAUCGAUGGAGGUAUCUAAAGCAUGUUUUAGCCAUGUUUUUAAACUAGGAAUAAUUUUGAAUGAAUAAUAAAACAAUUAUUGAAUUCGGCUCUCGGAGGGUGUUAUCCGCCUCGGCCAACGGCCUCGACGGAUAACACCCUCCUCGAUCUCCAUAAUAAUUCUUCAUAAGAUAUUCAGCCUCAUUCAUUUAUUGUCAUGUAAAUUGACUGGAGAUCAGACUUCAGAGGGUAGACCAAGGUCCAACACUCAGAGAGUGUUAAUUCAAAAUAACCGAGAAGAAUGCACUGUCUUUGUUUCACAUUCAUCUGCAUAUGGUCAUAGUACCUUCUAGUCUUGUAAAAAUGUAAAUCAAAAAGAUCUUUUUAGCGCUAAAAAUGUCAUAGAUUUGCAUAAUUUCAAAACAACAGGCAUUUUUAAAAUUUCAUCUUAUGGUAAUUGAGCUUAAUCUUGGCAAGUAAUUAGUUAUUACAGUAGUCUCAGGACCGCAUCUGUAAAAGUUUUAACUUUGCCUGUGUCGAACUAACCUUUCGUGCUAUAAAGCACUUAUAGCACCUACAUGUAACUUACAUGUAACAAACAGUGUCAAAAAGUGCACGUGCCGAUUAGAAGCCGUUGAACAACGUGACUGCGUUAAAGAACCAUUUUGUUUUGCAAGCACGCGGGUUUUGUAAAGACCGUCCAUUGCCAGUAAGAUCAUGUCCGAGGAGCCUGUUUAUGGAGGAUUUCGAGUUAACAACUGUGUUAAGGAAAGUAUAAAGAAAAACACUCAUAAAACAUACGCCCGUUGAAUUUAGCUCAUUUCGAAGUGUGAACUAUUUUUUUUACCAGGCAGUCGCUUACGAGAGUAACCACCACUAGUAACGACCACUUUUUCGAAUUUCCGAAGUCAUCGCUUACAAGAUCUUUGACUGUAUAUCAUUAUUUCGACUUUUAUGGAAACGGAUAUUGUACACUUCGAAAUGAGGUUGCUUCAAAGGGUGUACGUUUUAUCAGAGUUUUCCUUUAAACUUUCCUUAACACGAAAUCCUCCAUAAACAGGCUCCUCGGUUUGAUGUUACACCUGUCACCUUUAUACUGUUUCCUUCCUAAUAAUUUGUUACUUUCUCUCCUCCCUCUAUUCAACUCCUAUCAGGUAGCUUCUCAAGCAUCAAGUGUUUUGGUCAAGGCAAUAAAUACCCGUAUCCUUUAGGCGGGAUGUCUCGUAAGUAUUCUUCAGUACAGACUAUCACAAUAGCGGAUUCAGAUCUGUAAGUAAGUCGGGGGACCCGACCAUCCGGUAUCUGGUCACCUUGCCACCCAGACAUCUCGCCACCAAGAAUAGCACUUAUCUUAACUAACUAACUAUGCCUUCAUGAACGGAAAUUCCUUAAUCGUUACUUUAUUUUCAUAAUUCAAAAAAAUGACUAACGUUCCUGCCAGUUUUUUAACCUCUCAAAUGUCAAAGUUUACAUUCACAGAACCUAUACAAGUGUUAUAAUAAGUAUUAUUAUUCCACUAUUAUGUCAUUUUACCAUAUAAGGUCAAGAGAACAAGCAAAAUACGAGGCCGUAAUACACCGUAGUGUCCUGGUUUAACCGGUUUACAACAGGGCGAAUACCGGCGGAUGCAAAAGGAAGGUAUUUUUAUAAGCUUGACGAAAAAGUAAAAUCUCGGGUAAUAUUAAUCCUAGGUAUUAAGCUGUGUCAAGUAUUUCAGAUUUAUUCGUUGGUGGCGAGGCGACUUCUUGGUGGCGAUUUCGUUGAUGGGGAGAUGACUGUAAACCGAUCAUCCAGUCCCUUGGGGCGGCCGUCCUCGAAAAUACCGUAAAAUUCCGAAAAUAAGCCCCUCCAUGUAUAAGCCCCCUAGGGGGCUUGAAAUUGGAAAAUUGCCCUCAAAUACAAAGUAUAACAAAGCAAAAACGGUAAAUUUACUUCCAACUAUAAGGCUCGCCUAAUCGAUUUUGAGACGCAAAUUUCCCUUCAUAGAUAAGCCCCUGCGAUUAUGAGCCCCUCCCAAAAUAAGCCCCUCAAAAAGGGCCUUUGAAAAAUAUGAGCCCCGGGACUUACUUUCGGAAUUUUACGGUAUUUUAGGAACCUUACGAUCUCAGAACGACAACGGCGGCGAAAUCGUCGCUUAAAAGGUGACUUCUCGUUCUUUCGAUCUUCAUCGAGAUUAUUCCAGCACACUUUCUUCGUCAAAUUUAGGCGAACUCCUCUAGAACUGAAGUUUUUAAGAACCAUAUUCACGUUUCAAAAGGGAAAAAUUUUCUCCGCGGUUCGUCUACGUUUUCCAUAAAACGUGAAAUUAGGCGAUUGUGCACUGGACGGCAAAGAAAUGCACAAAAGAGCAUGAUGCACUUGCAGAGCUGUUGUUUUCUCUUUUGCCUAAUAUUAAGGUUACCUAUUCCUUUUCUGCCGCCGUAAUCUGAUCCAAAAAUAAGGCGGAGGCCAGGGGGCCCGGGCCCCUCCCCUAAAUCCGCCAUUGUAUCAUUAUAUCAGACGUUUUAUACACAGUUUUUCAUAGCGUAUUCUAGUAAGAACGUCAUAGACGUGGUAUCAUAACCCAGUGUUACUCAAUGUAACGAAAAAACGUUCCGUGGCGUCUUCUGAGUUUUAGCGUUUCACAUCUUCAGCUACUUCUAAAGACUCAUGAAUAUCCUUCACUUUGUUUUCAAUUGGUCUCUUUGCGUUUUUACUUAUUUUUUUACAAAAAUGCCCGCUUUUUAGUAACCUUUACGAAACCCUGUAGCGAACUGAAUUUAAAUUCACAGACUUUGUCAAGUAGUUAAUAUCUGACGCUACCCUUACCUUAGAACAUUUUCGUUUUUCCUGACCCCUCCGAAGCCAUAUUGGCAACUUCGAAACAUCUUUUUGAUGGCCUUUUAUAGUUGUAACCGUUUUGAAUGCACCAGGAGAACUAAUCCUGAUCCCCUGACGUGCCUUGAUUUGCAGCAAGUGAUCCAAGAUGUAAAGACGCCUGGCCAGGUCUUCCGUUUGCAGACGAGCGUGACUGUCACUCGUAUAUCAUCUGUUCAUCCAAGUCUUCCGCAGCAAAACAAUUCAGUUGUGGAAAACUGGCUUUUAAUCCUGUAACAGGUGGCUGUGAUAACGUUCCUAACUGCAAGUAA
Messenger RNA from Porites lobata, 9617 nucleotides. The record is from the annotation of a GenBank genome assembly. NCBI's taxonomy places the organism in Eukaryota, Metazoa, Cnidaria, Anthozoa, Scleractinia, Poritidae.